Messenger RNA from Pelodiscus sinensis (Chinese soft-shelled turtle), 5189 nucleotides. RefSeq names its product leucine rich repeat transmembrane protein 2 (gene LRTM2). NCBI's taxonomy places the organism in Eukaryota, Metazoa, Chordata, Testudines, Trionychidae. The record is from RefSeq and is a predicted model, not a curated record. Gene Ontology annotation, molecular function: protein binding. Gene Ontology annotation, biological process: positive regulation of synapse assembly; axonogenesis.
AUUUGCUUUGGGUCUCGACGGGGGGUUUAAUCGAAGGAGCCGGAGAACACAGAAGAGGGGCUGUCUGUCCCAGCCACAGAACAGGAGUUAAAUAGGACACAGAGAAAGCCUGUUGGCUGGGAGUUGAAGUCAAGGAGGGAGAGAGAAGAGACUGCAUUUGGACAGUGCCCAGGGAGUCGGGUGGAAGCAGCUGCAGGCAAAGCCCCUCCAGGAUCUGACAGGUAGGGCACCCAGAUCGCUCCUUCGUCCUGUGAGAACGUGUGCCAGGCUGGCAGGAGGACGGGAAGCCACGCUAUAGAAAACAGUGACCAUAAUGCUGCCUGGGAGCCUUGGCCACUGGUGGAGGAACAAGUUUUCCAUGAGGUGGCAACAGACUUGCUUGCUUGCCUGUUGGCUCUCUCUGUGUGCAGCAGACUCUCUCUUCACUUGCCCUUCUUCCUGCCAGUGUAACAGCGGCAGCCUGGAAGUGGACUGUAGCGGCUUGGGCCUCUCGUCCAUCCCCUCAGACAUUCCUACAAACACCAGAAUCUUCCUCUUCCUCAACAACAAGCUAAGCACCUUGCCAGGACCAGUCUUUUCCAAUCUCUCUGCCCUUCAGAGGCUGGACCUUUCCAACAACUUCUUGGACCAGCUGCCUCAGAACAUCUUCAGUGACCUAGGGAAUCUCACUGAACUACAGCUGAGGAACAACAGUAUCAGGACCCUGGACAAGGACCUUCUGCAGCACAUGGCCCUUUUGCGCCAGCUGGACCUAUCCAUCAACGGCCUCGCUCAGAUACCCUCAGGAAUCUUUGAUGACCUCCCAGCUCUUCGUUUGCUUUCCCUCAGGUCUAAUCGCCUACACAGUCUAGACAGGGUGACCUUUGAACCAUUAGUCAGCCUGCAGCAGCUCCAAGUUGGAGAUAACCCCUGGGAAUGUGACUGCAACCUGAGAGAAUUCAAACACUGGAUGGAAUGGUUCUCUUAUCGAGGAGGGAAGAUUGACCAGUUGGCGUGUACGCUGCCUAAGGAGCUGAAGGGGAAGGACAUGCGAAUGGUCCCCAUGGAGAUGUUCAACUACUGUUCCCAGCUGGAGGAUGAGAAUGGCUCUGUGGUGCUGGACAAUUCUGGCCCACCAUGUACUAAAGGAAGCCCAACUCCUUCAAAAUCCAAAUCAGGUCCAGAACCAGAAGUGGAGCCAAGCGUGGGGUGCCCUCAGAAACAGAAAUACCGGCCUGUUAGUGUGCGCAGAGCCAUUGGCACAGUGAUCAUUGCUGGAGUGGUGUGUGGCAUCGUGUGUAUCAUGAUGGUGGUGGCAGCAGCUUAUGGCUGUAUCUACGCGUCCCUUAUGGCCAAGUACCACCGAGAGCUGAAGAAGAGGCAGCCACUAAUGGGUGACACAGAGGGUGAACACGAAGAACAAAAGCAAAUCUCCUCUGUGGCAUGAAACUCUUCUUGGAAGUCAAGGGCAGAAGUGAGCAGGAUACCUAAGAGCCGUGAGGCCUGGGUCCUCCCACAAUCCAUCUCCCCAGACAGAUGGACAGACUGUGCUGUCACUCCACUCAUCCAAUUAGUGCAACAUGCUUCUGGGCUUAGGACAUCUGGCUCUAAAUUUUGAAUCCGGCCCUUUGGCUCCUCCUCAUCCUCACACCCUCCCAAGUGAAUAAACUAUAGUCAGACCUCAAGCGCUUGCCAUGCCUCAUUCUUACACACAGCCCUCCCUCCCCUCUUGGAUAUGCACAGUAAAGGCAGCCAGCACUUUCCAGGAGCCUCUGGUCCCUUGACACCCUCCUCUCAGCUUCAGUCCCCAGUUCCUUCUUCAUCCCACACAGCACUGGAGAGCCGUCCGCAAUCACAAAGAGCAGCCACCUAUGCUGAAGAAGCUCCUUGUAUAAUGAGCAAGACACUAGAGCAAGUGUCUAAGUCUCACUGGUGGAGUCAUUGGUGUUGCAGGACAGCAAGCUACUCCCCAUCUCCUGUACAGUGAAGGAAAACCUGGUCAAGAGAAUACUGGGAGAGACAAAAGGGCCUAGAUGGUCACAAAAGGGAGAAAAGGGAGCUUCCCCUUCUCACUUUGAACUCUGGAUAGACACAUCUAACCUAAGAUCUGUGCAUAUACCGACUUCAGUUACUCAUCCUGACAAACACUUAUCCAUACCUUCAAGGCCCACACAUUUAUUGCCCGUAUGCACAUGUGAAUAGCUAUGCACAGUCACAUGGAUCUCCCCAAAGCACACAAGGCAAUCCUUCACAUGUGCAUACAAUUGUAGCCUCACACAUACAUUUACUCACUUACAUACUGACGCAAACAUUCCUACUUGUGGAACACCUAAGGGUGUGCUAGGCACCUCCCAGUACUGACAACUACCCCUGAGGGGCUUACGAAGAUAUUUCAGGGAUGGUGCAAAGACACGGGGGUGGGGGAGGAGAAACAACAUCCUUAAGUUGCCAGUGUUACUCAGUGAAGGCUUGUGCACAGCAUGGAAAGGCAAAAUGAGGCUCUGUAUUCAUGCUAUGGUUUUAUAAGAUAAACAGAAUAGGUGCCUAAAGAGAAGACUCAGUCUGCAUGUGUCCUAAAGACAUUGUGGCUGAAGCGGUUACUCAGGAGGGAUUGAAAAGAAGAGCUCGCUGACCAGCUUGCAUUCCAUGUGUAGGGGCAGUGUGGCAAACAGCCUGGAGGCGGUUGUGGGAGAAGCAGCUAAAUAAGAUGACAGUUGGCAUCGUUGGCAGAGUGGUGUGGGUGUGUGGUAGGAAGGCAAUGCGAUAAGUAGAGAGGGACAGAGCUAUUUACGUGGGGCCUUGAAGGUGAGAACAGAAAGCUGGAACUUGAUGCAAUAGAGAAGAGGGAGCUAAUACAGGGAUUCAAAGAGGUAGGUGCCAUGGUCAUCACAUCAGUAUAUAUACACACUCCACUGAGACAAUCGCAAUCACUCACACACACCUCCUACCUCGUACAAAUAUAAGACUACACACACGCACACACUGACUAACAUGCAAACAAACACAUGUAUGUGUUCACUGCCAUACACACACACGCAUGCACAUGCACAUACACAGUGCACGCACUGCAUUUGUCACCCAGGCUAACUUUUCCCAGGACUGAUUUUGAAACCCGCUGAGCCUUCAUAUUAUUCUCAUCAAUUCUGAAACUGACAACAACAACAAAAAAACCAACGCAAGGACUCAUUUUGUAUUAUUGGAAGUGGGAUAAAGUGCUGUCUCCAGGGGAGAGUGCACAUUGCCAUGACAACCUGUUCUAACCCAUCACAGUGGGUAUUCCCGGGACAGGAAGAGGACACCAGAGGUCGUGUAGCCGCAAUGUUUGUGGCUGGUGUGAUCCUCGCCACCCUGAAAUGAUCUGGCACCCAGCCCAGAUUUGCAGAGUAUUUCUCUGCUAAAUCAGGUUUAGAGCCCAACAGUCCCUGCAGCGGGGCACAGCCAGGUCAUAUCAACGCCGUCCCUGUCCUAUAGUAUCCUGAUGCCUUCAGAUGAUCUUCAGCCCUUCUCUUUAGCUGCUGCUGGAUUCCAGUGGAAACACCACACAUUCCCUCUCAACCCCUUCAUUGUCAGUCUGGCUGUCAUAUCAGCAAACACUACCAAGUACUCUGACAGCUGUAGACACAAAAUCCUCCAGCUGAUCCAGAGCCACCAGAUCCAAAGAGCUGGGAUAAGCCCGGACUAUUUCCCAUUUGUCCAGUGAUAGCAGGGACAGAGGAGAACGUUCUGCAUGAAGAGAAAGAGAGGCUGCAGUGCAGGAGGGAGUGGGAGAGAGACAUUCCAUAAACAUGCUCUGCAUGUGAGAAGGUGAGGGGAAAUGCCAUGAGUGGAGAACGGACUUUCCCUUUCAAUCCACUGAUUACGCUUCAGCUGUAGCCUGCUCUGAGGGGCAGAACCGGUGCCCUAAAGACUCCUCCUGCCAGUGUGCAUGUUGCUGCUGCUCCAUAUUCCCAGCAAGCUAGGAGUCAGCUCUGCCUGCUGGAUCCAGACUCCUCACCCCCAGGGACUCCUCACCAGACCACUCUGGACUCUGCAAUCAUACUUGAAAUGGGACUUGAGUCAGAGCUGCAUCUUUAGCUAUCUCUAUUUUACUUGUAACAAAUAACGAUGAAACAAGUGGACAAAGAAAAGGGGUGUGCGUGAGUGUGUGUGUGUGUUAGGAGUGGAAUAAGGGUUGAGGGAGAGAAGAAAAAUCCCCACCUGCUCCCCACACCGCGCCCAACAAAGUUUCCUUUGUUGCUGAUAACAUUUUCUGUUAAGUUGUGGGUUUGAUUGUGGCCUUGUACUUCAUUUCCUCUUGUUUCUCCAUGGUAUGGAAAAGGGUCUGGCAAAAAGCAGGCUGGGUUCACCUUGGCCCUGCUACAGGGACUCCCUAGUUUAGGAACCCACACAAGAAUGGAGGAGGAAGGUGAGGGGAGAAAACAGAAGGUUGCUGUGAAAAGUGAGGGGUGUACACUGCUUGGUCCCAAUGAACUGCAAAUACCUGGGAGGACAAUGGGCUGCGGAAAUGCAAGGGUGGUGACCGUUUCCAUGCUGAACAGUGCAUCACGGCUAACCGGGAAGGGCCCUACAUACACUCCAGCUUGGGAACAGGCUUUUUUAACUGUGACCAGGUACGUCUGCAAAACUUGCUCUUCUUGGGCAGCUAGGAAGUGGCCUUCUUCAUUGCUGCCAGGCACAUCUGGGGAACACGGCCCUCCGGUGUAGCUAGAAAACAGGCUCUCUCAAUGGAGGAGUGCAUGUCUGGCUCUCAGCUUGGCACCGCCGUGCUAGUGUGCUCAGGAAAAGGCCUCAUCUGGUGUACAUCUGGGAACUGGCUUCUCCUCCACAGCUAGUCACAGCUAGGAGAUGGGCUUCCCUUUGGAAAUGGUGAUAAACAUGCCCCUCCUGUGCAGGCAAGCAUGGUAGUGCAGAUCAGUCAAUUCCCCAGUGCAUGUGGGUAGACUCUAACUGUGCUCCCCAUCAGCAAGCAGGCGCACCCAGGAACACCCAUUGCCUGUGGAGAACAGACGGCCUGGGCAAUUUAUUUUCUUCUGUUAAAGUCUGAGGGCGAGUGAUAUGGUUUUCUAAAAUGGUUGAACUAAGGUUUCUUUGGCACAAGACAGAAGAUUUUUAAAGGUAUAUUAUAUUUCUGGCUUGUUGUUACAGAAGACUAAUAAAGAAUGUAUUUUCCUAUGCACCACACUGUUUCAAUUAGAUCUCUAGCAUCAACA